Molecule: messenger RNA, 588 nt
Organism: Lactuca sativa (garden lettuce)
Lineage: Eukaryota; Viridiplantae; Streptophyta; Magnoliopsida; Asterales; Asteraceae
Source: RefSeq, a predicted model, not a curated record
AUAAGUGAGAAAGCGAGGGCGAGUUCGAUGCAUAAUAAGAAUCCUGCUCGUGUAGGACCACUUGGUUAUAGGGGCAAGAAAGCUGAGUGGGAACAAGAGAUGGCAUCUGGUCAAUUGACACCUCAAUUGUAUCAGAUAAAAAGCGAGCGUUCACUGCAUUAUGUUUUGGGUAGAAGAUCUAAAAAUGAGUUGGGGUUGAACAUAAUACCGCCUACCAUACAACCCAUAGUGGACAAGCUUGUCGAUGUCCAGACUCAAAUCUCUGAAGGAGAUUUGGAGCUCAGUCCAGGAGAGGACUUGUUGACAAAGGUAAUAGGACCGGAGCACCCGGGCCGUACCAGGGCUGUUGGUCAUGAUGUUGGAUUGAGAAAAGGGAUGCAAGGGACUGAUAAAAAAAAAGAGGAAAAAACAUGAAAACGAAACUAUUGUUAAACUGCAGACAACGAUAGAUCUGAUGGGCUCCCAAUUGGCAAAGCUACAAGCACACUUUGACUUACAACAGGGGUCUAGGAACCAUGCCCCAGAUGAUGUAAGCUUAGGGGUUCAACAAAAUAAUUGUGGCUCGACUCCAACAUUAGAUGCUUUGGA